Thelazia callipaeda (thelaziosis nematode) is the source of this 1284-nucleotide messenger RNA. Lineage: Eukaryota; Metazoa; Nematoda; Chromadorea; Rhabditida; Thelaziidae. The record is from the annotation of a GenBank genome assembly.
AUGCAGGUGGAAAUGAACAAUUCACAUUUGUCAGAAGUAUCGUUGAAUAGUUCGAAACUUAGAGAUGCUCAUAGUUAUGUGGGCUUCGCAAAUUUUCCUAAUCAAGUCUUCAGACGAGCAAUCAAAAAUGGAUUUGAGUUCACACUAAUGGUUGUCGGAUGUUCUGGUCUUGGUAAAUCUACUUUUAUCAAUUCUCUCUUCUGUGCAGAAGUUAAUGAGUUAGAUGUUGAAAAACGGUGUACUUCACCUACAGUACAAAUUGAAGAGCAAGCUGUUCGUUUGGUUGAGAAUGGUGUCACUUUGAAUCUUACCCUGGUCGAUUGUCCAGGUUUUGGUGACGCUGUAGAUAACAGCCAAUGGUGCUGGGAACCGAUCGUUAAUUACAUCGAGAAGAAGUACUUGGAUUUUUUUUCUGAGGAAACCAAAAUCGAACGUGCUGCAACCAUCCCUGACAAGCGUGUACAUCUGUGUCUUUAUUUCAUCGCCCCAACAGGACAUGGCUUAAAACAGCUGGACAUUGAAGUGAUGAAGAAAUUGCACGACCGCGUCAAUGUGAUUCCAGUUAUUGCAAAGGCUGAUACGCUUACUACAAAUGAAGUAACUCGUUUCAAAAGCCAGAUAAUGAAAGAUGUCGAGGCGAAUGGCAUCAAAUUAUACAAGUUCCCGGAUGCAGAAGACGAAGAUGAAAACAAGCAAUUUGGACCGCUUCGUGAACGAUUCCCGUUUGCUGUUGUUGGUAGUAAUCAGAUUCGUGAAACCAAUGGACGUCGUUCUAGGGUGAGGGACUAUAUUUGGGGUACGGUUGAAGUUGAAAAUUUGCAGCACAACGAUUUUAUUGCUCUGCGUGACACAAUUAUCAGGAUAAAUUUAAUUGAUUUGAUCGCGGUGACUCGUGGCGUUCAUUAUGAGAAUUUUCGUUUUCGGCAGUUGAGCAAAGGACCAAAAAAUGCAAUAGAUAGGGAUCCUUUCACCCAGUUGGAACAUGAGAAACAAAUUAAAGAAAAGGAGCUUGAAGAACGAAAACGUAGUAUGGAAAAGGUUUUUGAAGAAAAAGUGAUGGAACGGGAAGAAAAGUUGGCUUUGCGUCAAGCAGAGCUUGAUGAUAAGGAGAAAGAAAAUCACCGAGUUCUACUGGAGCGCCGUAGGGCUUUGGAGCAGCUUAUGAGUGAUGUGGUCGAAUUGCGCCGAAGUACUGGAACUGUAUCACGCCAGGAUUCAAGAUGCUCGCCAUCAGACAAGUCAUCGCGGGUAAAAAAAGGACUUGGUGGGAUUUUCAAAAAUUAA